UCACAAUAAUACCAACAACCCAACACUCAAAACCACACACAACCUUUUGAGCUACUUAAAAGCUAAAUUGGACAACAAAAUCAUCUUCAUUUGAAAUUUCUUUACAUGAUUCUUCCAGUAGGCAUGCUAUUAAUGAUCCGCUCAAUCUUGAACGGACCAGAGUUUAUUUAGUCUGUCUGUAGCGUCACCAAUAUGACGUCCGCGCGGAUAUGAGUUCUUCUUCAUAAAAAGAGGAGUAGUCUUUUAUUUAACAAUAAUUGAUCCACACACUCAAAAUGGACUCACUUCCUAAAUAUGAUCAAACAUUCAUGGGGAAUUCUAUGGUGCAGUCACUGCACUAGUACCGCCACUUUAUUGUAACCGGUUGAGUUGGUGAUUUAUUGGUUGACUCCGGUUUAGUAAUUUAAUUAAUAAAACAUAAAAAAAACAAAAAGAAACAAAAGGCAAAAGGCAGGACAGUCGUUCCCUUCCAUGUCUUUCCAUUGUAAAUCAAGGAAACCCUUUCGUCGCGGCACUCCACCACCACGUUGUUUUCGUCGAUCGACCUCACCAGCAAAAUCCCAACUUCGUCUGGCAAAAUCAGCUGCGUCAUCAGCCCCGUACUACCACCAAAUGCAAGCUCUGGUCACAUCCCUAGAUAUGGUCGCCGGCAACGGCGUAGCUAAAUCGUACACAGCUCUCGCGUUGCAGACGAUCUCUCGGCGGUUUCGCAGCCUCCGGGAUGCAAUCGGCAGCCAAUUAGACGCAAUCAGGAGGAAGCUAGGCGAGCCAGAAGCAGCAUCCCGCUGCAUCCAGCGUCUUCGGUAUGUGGAGCAGCAGCUCAGGCAGCAGCGAGCGCUUCAGCAGCUCGGCGUCAUGCGCCGCGCUUGGAGGCCUCAGAAGGGCCUUCCCGAAAACUCCGUCACAGUUCUCAGCAUCGUUUCUGCCGCGUGAAUCCAUAAUCACCAUCGCCAUUGCGGCCGAUCGACCAUAACCACCCACAUCCCGAAUCCCCGGCAAUCAAUGUCAACACCGUCGUCAACCCAGUUGCCGCAGCCAGGUCACGUCUCUGUUGUGCCAAUAAACCACCAUUGUCGCUGGUCGGCCAUCACUACCCAAAUCCCGACACCCUCGAAAUCGUCAUAGUCGUCAAGGCUCCUCCCCUCUCGUUUUAAUCACCGCCGAUUCAAUUUCCCCAUCCAUGGUUACACAAUUCCUGAACCACCUUCCGUCCGUCAUCGAAAUCGUCUGGCUGCCCUGUCAAUCCCAACAACGUCCCUACCGAUCAGUAAGAGACAUAUAUUAUUUAUAAAAAAGAUUUAAUUAUAAAUAGGUUCAACCAAAGGUUCAACAAAAUCUGGUUAAGUGA
This is a messenger RNA of Linum trigynum, 1348 nucleotides long. The record is from the annotation of a GenBank genome assembly. Lineage: Eukaryota; Viridiplantae; Streptophyta; Magnoliopsida; Malpighiales; Linaceae.